This is a messenger RNA of Rhineura floridana, 1625 nucleotides long. It is a transcript of the gene HSD17B7, whose product is annotated as hydroxysteroid 17-beta dehydrogenase 7. Gene Ontology annotation, molecular function: 3-beta-hydroxysteroid 3-dehydrogenase (NADP+) activity; 5-alpha-androstane-3-beta,17-beta-diol dehydrogenase (NADP+) activity; estradiol 17-beta-dehydrogenase [NAD(P)+] activity. Bases 99 to 1262 code for a protein of 387 amino acids. NCBI's taxonomy places the organism in Eukaryota, Metazoa, Chordata, Lepidosauria, Squamata, Rhineuridae. Gene Ontology annotation, biological process: cholesterol biosynthetic process. The transcript has 10 exons. Gene Ontology annotation, cellular component: endoplasmic reticulum membrane. The record is from RefSeq and is a predicted model, not a curated record.
GCUCGGGCUUGUGGGGGCGGAGCCACUCUGAGUUUGUAUAGACGGUGACUGUAUCACCCUUUCGCCUUCGCACAUCUUUGCGCUCAGUGUGCCUAGCCAUGCAAAAAGUAGCCGUGAUCACCGGUGCCAGCAGUGGUAUCGGUGCUGCGCUGUGUGAGCGUCUCCUCCAGGAAGAUGCUAGCGUCCAUAUGUGUUUAGCCUGCAGGAACAUGGAGAAGGCCAACGCUACCCGUAACAAACUGUUGUCCUACUAUCCCAGUGCAGACAUCAGCAUAGUUCAAAUCGAUGUUGGAAAGCUUGAAUCUGUCCUUCAUGCAGCAGAAGAGAUCAAGACAAGUAACCACCUGUUACUUUCAUUGUGUAGAUUUCACCAUUUGGAUUAUCUCUUUUUGAAUGCUGGGAUCAUGGUAAAUCCACGUAUCAGUGUUUGGGCAUUUAUACGUGGCAUCUUCUCCAGGAGUUCAAAGCAACACACAUGGGGUUCCCAGGUGGUCUCCCAUCCAAAUACUGACCAGGCCCAAACCUGUCUAGCUUCAGUGAUGGAACAUCCUCAAGUGGAACAAAAUGAAGCAAAGUCCUCUUUUGCCCAGAGGAUGUUCCAAAUGCUGACUACAGCAGAGGGGCUGAUAGGCCAGGAAGACAGGGUCACUCCAGAUGGCCUUCAGGAGGUCUUUGAAACAAAUCUCUUUGGACAUUUUAUGCUGAUCCGGCAGCUGGAACCUCUGCUUUGCUGUCAUGAAAAGCCCUGCAAGCUUGUCUGGACCUCUUCAGUCAAUGCCCAUAAAUCUAACUUCAGUCUUCAUGACUAUCAGCACAGGCAAGGUACAGAGGCCUACAGUUCCUCUAAAUAUGCUACUGACCUCACAAGUGUGGCUCUGAACAACCGGUUCAACAAGCAGGGUCUGUAUUCUAGUGUCACAUGUCCAGGUGUUGUGAUGACUAACAUGACCUUCGAAAUCAUGCCCUCUCUUGUCUGGAAGUUACUUUUUCCCAUUCUGUGGCUGUUCCGCCUUUUUACUCACACGUAUACACUGACGCCGUAUAACGGAGCGGAAGCACAGAUCUGGCUGUUCAAGCAGAAGCCAGAGUUGCUGGACCCACUGGUGAAAUUUCACAGCUGUACCACGUUAUUUGGAAAGAAUUAUGUCCAGAUCCGCAAGAUGGAUCUCAGCGAAGAUAUUGCCGAGAAGUUUUACAAGAAACUGUUGGAACUAGAGAAGCAACUUCUAGCAAGGCACAACAGCAAGCAGCAUAAAAUGUAGCAAGACUAGACAGGUCUCUAGUCACCAUUCUUCACGGCAAUGAGUUUCUUUCAUUUGGAACUUAAAAGUCAGACUUUAGUGUUUCUCUCUGUCUCUCCCCCCGCCCCCCCCAAUUUGCCUUUGCCACACAGAUCUCUCUGGAGAUCGGUCAUGGAGCUGAAGUGCUGAAAGAAACCAAAAAAAGUCUUGUAUUUAGUCUCUGUUCCUCCAUGUAUGUCUUUAUAAUGCCUUUUCUCCCCACUAACUGUAAUGUCUUUAAUUCACUCCAGUGUUUGUCCUUCCCAGUUACUUGUCUCCUAAAGCCUGCGUAUACCUCAGAGCAGGACUUUUCUCAAAUAAUAAAUAAAAUGGAUGGUAGAUGUA